UUCCCGGCUCCCGGACCGGCCCCGCGGGCUAGUGGCCUCUACCCACCCUGUCCGGCUUCUCCCGCCUCCGUUUUUUAGGGGAAGAAGGGUCUGCUGUUGUAGGGAGGGAACAGAGAAAAGGAAAUCUUACUCUAGAUUAGACAUCAGCUAGAACUUUCCCAUUGUGACGGGAAGGUGGUGUCUCCUCGACCUCAGUUCGUUGUGGCCAGCCUGCCCAGAGGGUGAUGGAGCUGAUGACUUCCAUCAGGGACCGCUGGGUGUGAAGCUCUGGUGUGAUAACACCUCUGGCUGGGGCUGCCAGAGUGAGAAUGAGGGCGAGCAAACUGUUGCUGGGGUGCUGUGGAGGUGGUAACAAGGCAGGUUGGAGCCAGUCAUCCUGAAUUGGGAAGCUGGGUAAUUUCCUGGAUUCCUAGAGGCACUGUUCCCCGUGAAGACCACCUCUAGAUCCGUCAGAUUGGUUGCCACUCCACUUUUUUUUCAGGACACAAUUUCCUCCCACAUUUCCAUAUUUAAACCUCCCUUGACCACAGAAGAAUUAGGUAGUAAGGAUAACAACAAUGACUACCAUUUAUUGAGGACUAACUACAUAAUGGUCCCUCUGCAAAACGCUUUACUUCAGGCCGUUUACACUGCACACUAACCCUGCAAGCUCCGUAAUUCCUGCUCUUCACAACAUCCAUCAUGAUGUGACUGCAAGUGGGCUACAGAGCCAGGGCCCAAAGACCUCCUACUUUCAGCACCAGAUGGUCAACAGGGAUGUCAACAGUUUCCUUGGGCUCCAGAACAGCCUUCUGACCAUACCCAAAUCCUAAGGAUCUCCUCUCCCUGAAUCUCUCACCAGCUAUUCCUGGCAUCAUCACACCUCCUCCAUCCUCAGACUGUCCCAGAACCUGGUAAGAAGGUCACCACCUCUGUUCAUCCCCAAGGCAGCACAGAGUGAAAGGGAAAAGCAGGCAUGCAGUGGGAAGAAGCAGUCUUGUGGGAUAUUCUUCUCUGCUGAGAACUGUUCAGGGGCUGGUCCUGCCAGGAGUGUGCGAGGCCUCGGCUAGGGGUGGGAACUGGGCAUCCUUAAGAGAAGUCCCUUUGUCCUGGGCCACAUGCAAUGGCUCAGAGUCCAGAACUGGGCUUCUUCCCCUUACCUCUCCCCUCCCCAUUACUCCAACCCGAAACUCCUCUUUAAUUAGGAGGAAUAGCCUUCAAUUAAGAGACAAAUUCACACACCAACCACCACUUCCCUCUCUCAUUUGUCUAAUACUUUCACAUUCAGAUCACCUGUAAUGAAUUAUACACUAUACAAUGGCAAUUACAUUGCGGUUUUUAUGGUGAUGAAGAAACUGGGUCUCGAGUUCCCAAGUUGAGGUCACCCUCAGGCCUACCAAAGCCCUCCUGCCUUCUGGGCUCCUACCCUCGUACCUCUCCUGGUCCUUCCUGCCCCAGAGGACACCACUCCUGAAGCAGAGAUCGUUUGUUAUUUCCUCCUGGAUUUUUAACAUUUAAACACCGAAGGGAUAACAUAUCUAUUCAGAAGAACAUUGUCAAAUAGGAUUUUGUGCAACGUAGGAAUGUUCUGUAUCUUUUCUGCCCAAUGCAGUAGUCCCUAGCUACAUGUGGCAACUGAGCACUUUAAAUAUCAUGAGUAUAAAUGAGAAACUUAAUUAUAUUUAGAUUUAAAUAAUCACAUACGACUAAUGGUUGCAAGUUCGGAAAUCUUCAAGGCCCAAAGUCUCUGAGUGUCUGAGCUGUCCUCACACUCAGCACCCACACCCCAAGCCCUAAGACGUCCAGAGUUUUGAGGGACUUCUCCGAAUUACCCCAGCCUACACCAGGGACCGCAUUGCGGGACUGGCUUCUCUUCCCCUCUUCCCUGGUCUUGCCUCGACCGCCAGGGGUCGCUGUGCCCACCGGGCGGGCGGAGCGCUGUCCGGGAGGCGGAGGCGACAACCGCUCUGGGCUGGGGAAGCGAAAGCGGCCCCGGGCGAGGAGGAGGCGGCGCGGCGGCCGCGUACUUCCCCAGCCUGCGGGCGGGAGCCUCGGAGGGACCCCGGCUGAGCUCUGCAGAGCUGGCCAGGGGGGCCCGGAGCUCCCCGGUGCCCGGAACGGGCCCCGCCUGACCGUGAUGCCACUUUGACCAGAGCCCCACCGCUUCAGGGACACGGCAACUUGGUGAAGGGAACAGAGCUCCGGACUAGACAGCACUGGAGCUGGCCUUCAGUCCCCCUUUCGGGUCUCCAUCCUGGGCUCAGAGGUGAAGAGAACCUCAGGCCGGUAGAACCAGCUGGCACCGCCUGGGGCAGGCUUACCACCCUACGUGUUCCCAGAGUCCGCAAGGCCCUCGGCAAAUUCCCAAGGCAGAGGAGGUAGAGUCUGAAGCCGGUGGAUGAACAGACAGAAGUUAAAGGAUUCCAAAAAAGGAUGCGUGAGAGGGGCACGCAGACCUGGAACACGGGCGGCUGGCUGCUGGCACUUUGCCUGGCCUGGCUGUGGACCCGCCUGGCCUCAGCUUCCUUGCAGCCUCCAACUCCCACAGUCCCUGUGAAGCAGGGCACCUGCGAGGUGAUCGCCACCCACCGCUGCUGUAACCGGAACCACAUCGAGGAGCGCUCCCAGACCGUUAAAUGCUCUUGCUUUUCCGGCCAGGUGGCGGGCACCACCCGGGGAAAGCCCUCCUGUGUGGAUGCCUCCAUAGUCCUGCAGAAGUGGUGGUGUCACAUGGAGCCCUGCCUGCCAGGGGAGGAGUGUAAAGUGCUCCCGGACCUGUCAGGGUGGAGUUGCAGCAGUGGACACAAAGUCAGAACCACCAAGGUGACACGAUAGCUCUUGGGGUCAUGACCCGACAGCUUGAUUGAGCCUCGGACGAGAGAAGGGUGUCCACUUAUCAGCCAGCAAAUAUUGGGAUUUGCUUACCUGGGCCCAUACCUGGGCCCAGUACACGGGACUCUUUCCGGGACAUUGCAGUCAAACUUCAGAGUAGAUCCAGACCUCAUAUCUUCAGGCCCAUCUCCAGUCACAUACCUGUGAUGCUGGGCUCUCCUGGGAGACAAAAGGUCAAGAUACAGUCCCUACCCCUAAGGAAUGUUCAAUCAAGUUGGAGAGCUGACGAAAGGCAUUCUCGAUAAUUUAGACUAAAGUAUGUGGUAGCAGACUGUGGUUUCUGGACCAUAUGCUGUGAGCAUGUUGGGUUUGGGGAGGGGACUCCCAACAGCUUGUUGGCCACCCUCUAGCCACAGGGCACAAAGACAAGAGGUCGUAUUCACCACCCACUACUUCCCUACUUCAUGUCCCUCUGAAUCCCCAGCAAGUGCUGACCUACUAAAGGAAAACUCUCCCCUGAUGCCUGAUUAGCUCUAUCUCAUUUGAAUGGGACUGAAUUGACUUGAGAAGGGAAAGCUGAGAUGAAGCCAAACAACUUUCCCAAAAAGCUUCUGCAGGGGCCUUGCCUGCUUUGGGCAUGCUGGGUAUGGGCUGGAUAGGACUGUAAAACCACCCCCACCCAGGUACCCCAAGUUUUUGUUUGUUUGCUCAUUCUAACAGAUGACAAAACUGAGUCCCACAGAGGUGAGAUGACUGGCCCAAGGUCUCACUGCUUGGGCUCCUAAAUCUCUAAGACUGCUAACCUUUCACUUAGCCUGGAUAUUAGGAUUGCAGCCUGGGUCUUCCAUGCUGUUUUUAGCUCAAGAACAGGAAUCAGCAAAGAACUGGCCAGAUAGCAAAAUGAUUCUGAGCAAGAACUUUUACGAAGGUGACUCUUCUCUGAAAUAAUCCAGAACAUCUGCCCACCAGGAUGUGGGGCCACUCGAUCUCCACUCUGCCCUCAGCCCCAAAACCUCCAAACAGACCCCUGACAGUCCAGUUACAGGUGGGCACUCUGAGCUGGCAGCCUCAUUGUCCUCUCGAACCUGUCUCUUCCAGAGUCCUUAGGAGUCUGCACCUCUCAGAGGCUCUGGCUCCAAGAGAGGGUCUAGGUAGCGUCCAGGGCUGGCUGGUCAGAGUCCUCUUCCUUCUAAGGCCCUUCUGGGCAGUAGGGGAGCCCCUGGUGGGCUGGAUAAAGACUCUAUCCAGGCCUGAGGGUCAGCCAAUGAGGUUGGCACCCUAGAUACUUUGGAGAUGACAGAUACACAGGCCUCAGAGAUGCAAAUUACUUGGAUGUCUCAUCAGUAAGAAAAUCACAGACAGCCUCAGUGACUACUGGCAUCAGCUGGGAUCGGCUGGGAUCACCAGGACUGUGGGAUGUGAUGGGCCUUGAGGGGAAGGUCAGUAGAGACCAGCUGGGACAGUGCUGAUUCUGACUCUCAGAAAAGACAAAUCAGGGUUGGGGGUUAGUCUCAGCCCUUCCUGCUACUCUCUCUCCCUCCCUCCCCAUGUCGGAAAAUCAAGAACAUUCACCCCACUCAGGGGUUUAUCUUCUUGUUUUUGCCUUUUCAUUGCUUUUGGUAAUGGGAUGAACAAUGAUGCUGGCUUCAGGCUAGACUGUUACUGUCAGAAUUCUGACAACUUUGAAUCUCUCUGCACACAGUGGGGUCAUAAGUGUGGGGUAGUCAAAGAGUAGGUCAAAGGUGGUCAUUGCUUCCUUCAAGGUUUUGGAAUGAAUUAAGGGAUUGGCCUACUUUCUCGAAAGAAUAGUAAAUAUUCACAAGCCACAGACAGUCUCUGUGGCAUAUUCA
This is a messenger RNA of Bubalus bubalis (water buffalo), 4661 nucleotides long. It is a transcript of the gene TAFA3, whose product is annotated as TAFA chemokine like family member 3. Gene Ontology annotation, biological process: negative regulation of microglial cell activation; regulation of neuroblast proliferation; neuroblast differentiation. Lineage: Eukaryota; Metazoa; Chordata; Mammalia; Artiodactyla; Bovidae. The record is from RefSeq and is a predicted model, not a curated record. The transcript has 8 exons. Gene Ontology annotation, molecular function: receptor ligand activity. The coding region runs from base 2413 to 2814 and encodes 133 amino acids.